This is a messenger RNA of Chrysochloris asiatica (Cape golden mole), 1293 nucleotides long. RefSeq names its product chromosome unknown open reading frame, human C2orf53 (gene PRR30). Bases 1 to 1293 code for a protein of 430 amino acids. The transcript has a single exon. Lineage: Eukaryota; Metazoa; Chordata; Mammalia; Afrosoricida; Chrysochloridae. The record is from RefSeq and is a predicted model, not a curated record.
AUGUUGCCUCAAAACAAAGACCAGGUGCUGCUACAGAACGCAGUGUCCCCUGGAAACCCCCCUCAGGGACCCUCACAACUUGUGGACUCUCCUUGCCCCAACCAACAGCCUCUCCCUCCCCGCCAAUCGCUUCCUUUUCCCAAUUUCUCCUCUUCCUCUCCAUCCCACCUACCCCUCUCUCCUUCCCCACAGUCCCACUCUCCAGAUUCAUAUUUCUACUCUUCGUACUCAAAUUUUGACUCUGUUCCAUAUCUCUAUUCUUCCUCUGUCCCAACUUCCCCUACGUUCUUUCACCAGCAUUAUCCUUCACCCUCCUUCCCACAGUCCUCCUCUCCUUCUCAGCCACAGAACUCUCUCUCCAAUUCCCCUUGCUACUCUCCUUCCCAGCCCCAAGGCCCACGUAGCUCCAGAUCUACCUCCCCCAGCUUCAGUCUACCUUCUGGGGUUCAUUCUUCAAGGCCAACAAGGCACUUGCAUCAGUACAGGGACUCCGGGUCCCCUGGGGGUGUGGAGGGAUGUGUGGCAAGCGAGAGGGACCCUGCAGAGUUCAGGGACCCAGGGGCCCUGGCCCAGGCCCUGGUAGUCCAUCUGGGGCACCGCCGAAUCGCACACGACCUACGUCUACUGCUUUUGCAGCAACUGUGGCUAGGCAGACCCAACCAGGCCCCAGUCGUGGAGUAUCCUAUAUGCCUGGUGUGUCUCCGGCCACGCAGCCCGUCCUGUCCCAUCCCCAGAUACAGGACUGGGCCGCGGCUGCUGGCCUUCCCCCAACUACUGCCCUGUGCACAGGGCCAGGAGUCCGGGCCUCUCCGCAUAGGCAUAGGCUUUGGCCUCCGCCUGCCUCGGGGCCAGGCCAGGGCCUUGCAUCUGUUGCCAGAAAGAAGUCCGGAGGAAGUAGGACCUCAGGGCGAGACUGCUCAGGCCCCCCAGUGUCAAGCCCGGGCAUCUCAGGCACCAGAAUCUCAAGCCCCAACAUCUCAAGCACCAAUGGCACAGGCUGGGCCAGAUUUAGCCCCAGGCAUAGUUUCCCAGACCGGGAGAUUCAGGCCACCAGACCUUCAAUCACCAAAUUCCACCAGCCGCUCAGGGCCUCCCCUGCAGGCACCAAGACAGGCCACUGCUUCUCCGAAGUCCAAGCCUUCCUCUGUCCCAAAGAGGUCUGUCUAUUUAGAAUCCAUUCCCCCAAAGUCACCAUCCUGGUUCCAGAGCCACGGAGGGUCCCCGGAGCACCUCUUCCAAACACCACCCUCCCCACCAGACCCCAGAUUUCUGCGAGGCCCCAAGACACCCUGA